AUGAGGACAGCUGGGCCAGAAACGGAACUUGCCCCGCUAUCAUCCAUGUCUACAGUCACUUUCAACUAUGACUACUACUAUGAAGACCAGUGCCAGUACCAGCACCUGCAACAUAUGUCUACUUUCCUGCCUAUCCUUUAUAGUGCCGUGUUCCUGGUGGGCAUUAUUGGCAACUCAAUCCUGAUAGCAGCCUUGAUCUUCAAGCGGCGUGUCCAGAGGCUGAUUGACAUCUUUAUCAUCAACCUCGCUACAUCUGACUUCAUCUUCCUCAUCACACUGCCUUUCUGGGUGGACAUGGAGGUGUCAGACGAGACCUGGAGGGUAGGAUCUUUCCUGUGCAAAGCUAGUUCCUAUGUCAUCUCAGUCAACAUGUACUGCAGCAUCCUGCUCCUCACCUGCAUGAGUGCUGACCGGUACCUCGCAAUCAUGCACCCGUGUGUCGCACGACGGAUCAGGACAAGAUCCUAUUUUGGAGGACUCUGCAUCUCUGUCUGGGUAUUAUCCUGCUGCUUAGGGAUUCCAACCCUUUUGUCCAGAGAACUGAAGACUCAAUAUGGAAAGACUUACUGCACGGACAAAGCUGUGACAGAAGUCAAACAGAUCAUGUCACUGAUGCUUUUAAUCCUGGCCUUCUUCGUCCCACUGUUGAGUAUCUUAACCUUUUAUUGCUCCAUCACCAAGAAACUCUGUGUGCACUAUCAGAAGGCUGGAAAACGUGAUAAAAAGCUGAGAAAAUCCAUCAAGAUUGUCUUCAUUGUAGUGGCAGCUUUUGUUGUCUCCUGGGUUCCUUACAAUCUUUUCAAGCUUAUGGCCAUCCUUUUGCGGCUCCUGAAGCAGCCCAACUGCUUUUCUGGCACGGUUGCCCAGCUGGGCAUGAAGGUGAGCAGCCCUUUUGCUUUUGCCAAUAGCUGUGCCAACCCUUUCAUUUACUUUUGCUUUGACAGCUACAUCCGCAGAGCCAUGCUCCAGUGCCUGUGUCCACGGGUGAAAAUGAGCAGCAACAGCUCUGAUACCCUAGACACCCACCUGAGCCAUUCCUUAUCCAGUUUUGUGGCAGGGGAAUAUUCCACGAGGAAGAGGAAGCGCUCUGUGUCCCUCUGA
This is a messenger RNA of Passer montanus (Eurasian tree sparrow), 1101 nucleotides long. RefSeq names its product G protein-coupled receptor 15 (gene GPR15). Bases 1 to 1101 code for a protein of 366 amino acids. The record is from RefSeq and is a predicted model, not a curated record. NCBI's taxonomy places the organism in Eukaryota, Metazoa, Chordata, Aves, Passeriformes, Passeridae. The transcript has a single exon. Gene Ontology annotation, molecular function: G protein-coupled receptor activity. Gene Ontology annotation, cellular component: membrane. Gene Ontology annotation, biological process: G protein-coupled receptor signaling pathway; immune response.